AUGAUAUAUUAAAAGCCACAACAUUUUGUUCAAAAAAAAAGUGAGAAACAUUAAAAGUUGAUUAAUUUAAAGGAAAAGAGACAGAAUGCUUAAGUUCUAAUAUUUUUUUAUAUAAUCUAGUAUAAUGUAGUUAUGGAUUUACGGUUUCAAUUUAUUACUAAGGGCAAUUCAUGAAGUAAUUGAUGGAGCAAACUGA
This is a messenger RNA of Paramecium octaurelia, 196 nucleotides long. The record is from the annotation of a GenBank genome assembly. NCBI's taxonomy places the organism in Eukaryota, Ciliophora, Oligohymenophorea, Peniculida, Parameciidae.